CAAUAACAAAAAGAAACAAAAGUAAAAAAUGAACAAGAACAUCACAGAAUUUUGAUUCAUUGUUACAGCUGAACCGAUUCUAUUAAACGAGUCGAUUAAAAGGAAUCGAUUCGAUUUGGAAUCGCACAUCACCUCGCAGUAGAGCGCGCAGGAGGGAGCAGGAGGGAAAAGGAUCCAGAAGGAAGGAGCUGGGAACUCGGAGGCCACUUUGGAGUCGGGAUUGGAGUCGGGAUGUGACUGUACACACACCGGACAAACCGGAGGACACCGCGAGCCACAAAAAAAAAAAAGCCCCUGGAUUUUAAUCCGUGCCUCGCGAGCUUCACGGCGUCUUUGUGGCAGUAAAGCGCGUGCAGGAGACGCGCAUCAUGCGGGUUGGAGAGCUUUAGAGCUUUCAGAGCUUGCUCAGAGCUGAGUGUGCACAUUUCCCGGAGAGAGCAGAGCCGACCGGAUCCUAUGCGCUGUGUGGAGACGUUAAUAACGGCCACACGAGCCGGAGCGAGCCGCCAACUUCUCCACAAACGUCCGUGUGAACGGGAAGCAACUUUUGACAUGGCCAUUGUUCUGUUUUUGGCACUUGGUAGUCGGUGAUAUAUUACUCCAGGCCUGCAUUUUGAACAAAGACGUGGCAGGAAGAUGGAUUAAGAAACUUUUCUUUAUUGUUUGCGGUAACUGUUCCAUGUCUUUUUUUUUCUUUAGUAGUUUUCUUUGACACGAUGGCAACAAAAAGGAGUGUUGUAGUCUUGUGUUAUUGUCAGAGAAGAUCAAACGUGUAGUGUAACGACUCUUAUUGAACAAAAAAACCACACACACACACACACGCACGCACGCGCGCGCUACUUAGUUUUUAAAAAAUGCGCAUUUUAUUUUGGGGUAUGGUUAUUUUCCUAAAAUAACUAAUCAGGCAGCACUAAUCCCAGGCUGUGUGUAUGGUGUAUGGCUUGAGUACAGCACCGGGACUGAACCGCUCUCUUUGAUGGAGUUUUACGCCGUCCAGAGGGCCUUGGAUGGGAUUUUCACUCCGCAGCUGGAUGGCACGCCGGCGGAUCGCUACCGUUUGACCGGGACACCGUUCAGCUUCCAGAUCGCGACCGAGCGACCGGGACGAUCCGGUCUGGACGCGAAGCUUCCAGGAAGGGCACCUGGAGGCAGAAGCGCACCUCUUUGAGGACUGUGAUUCUUUUUUGUUUGUUUGUUUGAGUGUGUGUGGAUUGUAUCACCUAUUGGAAGUGUAAAACCCGUGUCCCUGCCCUGCAAACGUGAUUGCAGGCAGGCAUGCAGCUGAACCGGCCCCGGAGCGCGCUGAUCGGCUUCAGCCCGCCGCCACCGCCGCCGCCGCCGUCCGACCCGCACCCGACCUUCUCCAGCCAGUUCAAGACGAUGCGCUUUUCCUACCACCUCAGCCCGCAGCCCGGAUCCCGCAGAACCGGCCCGUCCGCGUCCAGUCCUCGGCUCCUGACUAAGAGUCUGUCUCUGGAGCCAGGCCCAUGUCCAGGAGCCCAUGAGGCCCCUCAGCGUCUCUGUUCGGACCCCGGGCCCCUGGGACUGCAGCAUUGCAAUGGCACAAGCGAGAGCGAGCCUCAAAACGCCCCACCUUUGCCCCCAAAAACACGGCCGCCAUUACCCGGUCCCAAACCACAAGUGCCCCCGAAACCACCACAUCUCCAACAACAGAGCGGCCGCCGACCCCGGCCCCCGGACAAACCCCUGCCCCCGCCUCCAUCCCGCCCACUCCCAGCAGACCCUCGCCAAUCACGGACAGGCCUGCCGCGGGCCGAGGGAAGCUCCUCCCCGACGUGUGUCCUGUCACUCAUCGAGAGAUUUGAGAGGGAGCAAAUCAUCAUGGUGCCUGAUAUCACAGGGGGAGUGAUGUGUAUGCCGAGGGUACCUGAACCACAGCCCACUACAGACUCUAUUUUACCCUGCACUUCCCUCAACGAGCCCGUGGAGCCUCCUUCUGUCGAGAAGGAGCAGGAAAAAGAAACGGAGGAAGAGGAGGAAAAAGAGGAGGAAGUCAAAGAGGAAGGGGAGGUACAGGAGGACAUAGAGGAGGAUGAUAAUGAGCUGGGAGCCUCCUGCUCGGAAAAGCGACUCUCCACAGAGUCCGGCUACGGCGCCUCCGAUAAACUCCUGGACGCAAUGGAGAUAAGAGACCUCGGCCAAUCGGAAAUCCCCCCUGACCGCCUGUCCCUUCCUCCGCAGCAAACAGACACUAAACUAGCUAAUCGGGACAGCGGCAUUGACAGCAUCAGCUCUCCGUCUCACAGUGAGGAACUGUGCUUCGCCAGCGAUGACAGAGAGGUGUGCAUGUCUCUUCCUCGCCUCUCCUCCUCUUCCUCAUGCGGUUGUGUGGAAGGACCAGCAGGAGAAGGAGCUGUCGCUGCCGUGGAGGAAGGAACGAGGGACUCGGAGGGAGACAGUGAUUUGGAAGAAGGGAGCGGGGAUGAGAGCGAGAACGCCAUGGCCAUAGGGCCUCAGCCCAAAGCAGAGAGACAGGACUCUGUUGAGCUAUCAGUGCAGCAGCGUGUGUUUAACAUCGCCAACGAGCUCCUCCACACGGAGAAGGCGUAUGUGUCCAGGCUUCACCUCCUGGACCAGGUGUUCUGCGGGCGGCUGAUGGAGGAGGCGCGAGCACGAGGCUCUUUCCCCUGCGAGGUGGUGAUGGGCAUCUUUUCCAACAUCUGCUCUAUCUACUGCUUCCAUCAACAGUUCCUGCUGCCAGCUCUGGAGAAACGCAUGGAGGAAUGGGACGUGAACCCGCGGAUCGGGGACAUCCUCCAGAAACUGGCUCCCUUCCUGAAGAUGUACGGCGAAUAUGUGAAGAACUUUGACACGGCCAUGGAGCUGGUGAACACCUGGAUGGAGCGCUCGUCACAGUUCAAAGCCAUCAUUCACGACAUUCAGAAAGAGGAGAUGUGCGGAAACCUCACCCUACAGCACCACAUGUUAGAGCCCGUACAGCGGAUCCCUCGCUACGAGCUCCUUCUGAAGGACUACCUGCACCGGCUGCCCGAGGAUGCUGAGGACUUUAAAGAUGCACAGAAAUCUUUAGAGCUGAUUGCUACAGCAGCUGAGCAUUCCAACGCAGCCAUUAGGAAAAUGGAGCGCAUGAGGAAGUUGUUGAAAGUGUAUGAGCUGCUCGGGGGAGAAGAGGACAUUGUGAACCCGACUAAUGAGCUCAUUAAGGAGGGACACAUCCUCAAACUGUCGGCCAAGAACGGAACCUCGCAGGACAGAUACCUCAUUCUGUUCAACGACCGGUUGCUGUAUUGUGUCCCUAAACUCAGACUGAUCGGACAGAAAUUUGGAGUGCGGGCACGGAUUGAUGUAGACGGCAUGGAGCUGAAAGAGACGAGCAGUAUGAACAUGCCACGGACGUUUCUGGUGUCGGGAAAACAGCGAUCUCUCGAGUUACAGGCCAGGACUGAAGAAGAAAAGAAAGACUGGAUUCAGGCGAUCCAGGCCACUAUCCAAAGGCAUGAGCAGAGCGUGGAGACGUUCAGGAUGUUGAACUGUUCGGUGCGUGAGGAUGAUUGCACGCCCCCCAACUCUCCGAACUGCACAGAGCUGGGAAAGCGUGCUCCCACUCCGAUCCGGGAAAAAGAAGUGACGCUGUGUAUGAAGUGCCAGGAGCCGUUCAACUCCAUUACCAAGAGACGCCACCACUGCAAAGCAUGUGGACAUGUGGUAUGUGGAAAAUGCUCGGAAUUCCGUGCCCGGUUGUUGUAUGAUAACAAUCGAGCAAAUCGUGUGUGUAUAGACUGCUAUACUACGCUGGUGGGAGUCCCGCCCUCUCCGGCCAGCUUGACCAAUAGUACUCAGAGAAGACGCUCCAUUUUAGAGAAACAGGCCUCUGUGGCGGCGGAGAACAGUGUCCUGUGCAGCUUCCUGCACCACAUGGAGAAGGGCAGUGGCCGUGGCUGGCAGAAAGCCUGGUUUGUCAUCCCUGAAAACGAACCUCUGGUGCUUUACAUUUAUGGUGCUCCACAGGAUGUGAAGGCCCAGCGCAGCAUCCCUCUCAUUGGCUUCGAAGUCUCCCUCCCCGAGUCAUGUGACCGUCUGGAGCGGCGCUACGCCUUCAAAAUGAGCCAGAGUCACCUGACUGUUUACUUCAGCGCCGAGGGGGAGGAGCUCCAACGCCGCUGGAUGGAGGUGCUCUCCAGAGCCGGGAGAGGGGAGGAGCUACAGGUGCACGGUCCAAUCUCGGAGGCUCUGGAAGAAGAAGCGGAGGAACCGAGCUCUCUAGGAGAAAGCACAUGAUUGGUUUAUGAAAUCUCUCUUUUUUUGCACACAUAAACUGUACAAAUGUGACAAGAAGGACAGUUAUCUGCCAUAAAUACACACACCUAGACAUGCACACAUAAACACACACAGACACACACGCAUACACACACAGACACACCUUCACAAGUUUUACACAAACCUGUUCUAAUUGUCAGUCGUAAGUUGCAUGAAAUAUCUACAGGUAUGUUUCUCUGUGUAUUGCUCAUCCUCUGUGAGUGUGAUCGCCCUGCACAUGGUGCGCCAAACACCGUGUCAGUAUAGUCACCCUGCUUUAUAUCGUCUCUCCUCCUCCGCAGCUGAAGAGUUCUCUGUUAGAUAGAUCUGCUCUUUUUUCCAGACCAUUGCUGUGCUGUUUUAAAUGACUGCCGGCGUUUCAGUGCUUGCAAACUCGUUUUGGGAGAAGACGAUGUGAUCAGGCGACUAAGUAGAAAGUAACAAACAUGAACAGAGUCAGAAUAGAGAAGGCCGUAGUGCGAUGGACAACAUUUCCUCUGCAAGGUUUACAGUUUUGUAAAGAGCAAUCCAGUGGUGCAGAUUAACAGGAAUCAUAGCUAAAAUGAAAGAAUUGUCUCGAAGGUGUAUCAUUUUCUUCUUACUAAGACUAUAGUGUACAGGGUCUCCCAUAAAAAUGCCAAAAAUGAAAUCUUUUUUUAUAGAACUUGCCCACCAGUUUUCUCAAUACACAACUUCCUAUGAGAAUUUAAAAACAUACAUUAACCCUGUGAUGCUGAACUUAAGGGACACCUUGUACAGCAAUAUAUAAUAUAUAUGCAGUAUAUAUGUUACGCUUUAUAUGGGUCAAUGGGUUUGCACUGUCAUACUGUAUAACAACAGUAUUUUAUAUUAAAAUAAAACAUUUUUUAAUUGGCUCAAAGUAUACAGUUCUAUAUACUGUAUGUCUAUAAAUGGAAAACAUUAAAUUAAAUAUAUCACACGAACGUCAUGCAGAUAAACAGAGAGAAAAGUAUAGCUGCAAAAUUUAUAGACUUCAUAUAGAAUGUUUAUUUACUGGUAUAUAAUUCUUACAGUUUGAUUUUUGUACAUUUUAUCCAAGUAGCAGAACCAAAAAGGAUUUAUUUGUCUGUUAUCGACAUUGCAAUGGGCUGAAUUUAUGUUCAUUCCAAAUUAAAAUGUGUUUCUGAUUUUAAAAAAUUUAAAAAUUAAAAAACAAAAUUUAAAGAAAAAAUGGAAAUGUAUAGGGAACCUCUCAGUUCCAAAUAUAAUGGCAAGACAUUUCUUCUUCUUCUUCUUCUUCUUCUUCCCUAUUUUAUUCACUUAGACCCAUAUACAGU
Molecule: messenger RNA, 5576 nt
Organism: Pangasianodon hypophthalmus (striped catfish)
Lineage: Eukaryota; Metazoa; Chordata; Actinopteri; Siluriformes; Pangasiidae
Gene: fgd1
Product: FYVE, RhoGEF and PH domain containing 1
Exons: 17
Coding region: 1276-4260 (994 amino acids)
Biological process (GO): filopodium assembly; cytoskeleton organization
Cellular component (GO): cytoplasm
Molecular function (GO): guanyl-nucleotide exchange factor activity; metal ion binding
Source: RefSeq, a predicted model, not a curated record